ACGGUGAUGCUCAACUUUGGCCCCUGCCACCCUGGCGCCCACGGGCUGAUUCGGCUGAUACUGACGAUGAAGGAGGCGACCAGUGCGGGCGUCAUCGAACGGGCCGACCCGCACAUUGGUUUCAUGCACCGCGGCACGGAGAAGCUGAUGGAGACAAAGACGUACAUGCAGGGGCUGCCCUACAUGGACCGACUGGACUACCUCUCGGCGAUGUGCAAUGAACAGUGCUUCUCACUGGCCGUGGAACGCCUCCUGCGCGUUCAUGUGCCCAAGCGGGCGCAGUGCAUUAGAGUUCUCUUUGCCGAGCUGACACGCAUCAUGUCGCACUUGAUGUUUCUGGGCUCCAGUGGCAUUGAGAUUGGUGCCAUCACGCCUUUCUUCUGGACCGCGGAGGAGCGCGAAAAGAUCCAGUCCUUCUACGAACGAGUGAGCGGCUCUCGAAUGCACCCCGCUUACAUUCGUCCCGGAGGCGUCGCCCGCGACCUUCCCUCCGGCCUGCUGGAGGAUCUCUACCAGUGGACGCGGACGAUGCCCGCCCUGCUGGACCGCCUGGAGGAGUCCUCGGAGAAUCCCAUCUGGAGGGGUCAACUGGUGGGAACGGGCGUGGUGAGCGCCGCGGAUGCGCUCGCCUACGGCUUCAGCGGACCGAUGCUGCGGGGGAGUGGGGUUCAGUGGGACCUGCGCAAGGAGCAGCCCUACGACGGCUACGAGCAGUACGACUUUGACGUGCCCGUAGGCGCCCACGGCGACAACCACGACCGCCACCUGGUGCGCGUCGCCGAGGUGCGCCAGUCGGUGGGCAUCAUCAGCCAGGCGAUCAAUCGAAUGCCCGAGGGACCGGUCAUGGCGGCCGCGCCCCGCCGCUGUCGCCCGCCUCGUCGUGCGGUCAUGAAGAGCUCCAUGGAGGCGCUCAUUGAGCACUUCAAGUUCUGGUCGGCGGGCUACCAGGUGGCGGCGAGCAACACCUACACCGCCAUCGAGUCUCCGAAGGGAGAACUGGGCGUGUACCUGGUGGCCGACGGCAGCAGUCGGCCCUACCGGGUGAAGAUCAAGGCGCCCACCUUUGCCCACCUGGCCGCCUUCAAUCACAUCAUCACCGGCGGCUCGGGCGGCAAGUGUGAGCCGCUGAUUGGCGAUGUGGCGCCUCUGCUGGGCACCAUGGACGUCGUCUACGGAGAGAUUGACCGUUGA
Molecule: messenger RNA, 1191 nt
Organism: Rhagoletis zephyria (snowberry fruit fly)
Lineage: Eukaryota; Metazoa; Arthropoda; Insecta; Diptera; Tephritidae
Source: RefSeq, a predicted model, not a curated record